Messenger RNA from Oryctolagus cuniculus (rabbit), 2086 nucleotides. The record is from RefSeq and is a predicted model, not a curated record. Lineage: Eukaryota; Metazoa; Chordata; Mammalia; Lagomorpha; Leporidae.
UGCAUAAACAAGCCUGAGGUGAUCUUCAAGUUGGAACAAGGAGCAGAACCAUGGAUGGUGGAAAAACCCCUGAACCAGAGCCUUUCAAGGGACCUGAUGAAAUACCAGCUGGAGAGAAACCUCAUGGACCUAAUGUCACUGGGAACUCACUCCAAUACUUGGAACAUCUUAGUCAACAUCACCAGAUUCAGAAUAUACAGCAGGCUUUUGAACACAGUGGCCAAGGGAAAUGCUAUAACAGGAAGAGACUAUCCUUUGAAUGUGAGAGGAUUUGUGUGGAACACACCUCUAAUAAAUCAACUGUCAUUUCAGGAAACAAAACUCUAGUUGAAAGUAAAAAUUUCCAUAAAAAUGUCUAUCUCAGUAAAUAUCAAAAAGCAGGAGAGAAUCUCCAUGGAUCUUUUGAGUAUGAUGAAUCUCUGAAUUACAAAUCAGAUCUUACAAUGUAUCAGAGAACACAUAUGGGGAAAACUGUCCAUAUAUGUAAGCACUGUGGGAAGUCUUUCAGCUGUAAAUCCUGCCUUACUAUCCACCACAGAACUCACAUAGGGGAAAAUCUCAUUGAGUGCAUUGAAUGUGGGAAAAGCAUCUACCAGAAGUCAGACAUCACUGAAGACCAGAGCAUUGCCACAAUGGAAAAUCUUCAUGAAUGUAGUGAGUGUGGAAAAGCCUUUUAUCAGAAGUCAUAUCUCGUUAAACACCAGAGAAUCCACACAGGAGAGAAACCUUAUGAAUGUAAGAUAUGUGGGAGAGCAUUUUGCCAGAAUUCACAACUUAGUACACAUCAGAAAAUUCACACAGGGGAGAAACCUUAUGAGUGCAAUGAAUGUGGAAAAGCCUUUUGUCGGAAGUCACAUCUCAUUAUGCAUCAGAGAACUCACACAGGGGAGAAACCUUACAAAUGUAAUGAGUGUGGAAAAGCCUUUUCCCAGAGUUCAGUCCUCAAUAAACAUCAGAUAAUUCACACAGCAGAGAAACUUUAUAAGUGCAAUAUAUGUGGAAAAGCCUUUCGUUGGAAGUCAAGUAUCAUUAUACAUCAGAAAAUUCACACAAGGGAGAAAUCUCAUGAAUGCAAUAAUUGUGGAAAACCCUUUUGCCCCAGGACUGCCCUCAUUAGCUGUAAGAUAAAUCAUACAAAGGAGAAACCAUGAUUGUAACAUGUUGAAAAUCAUUUUGCCACAGGUCUGCCCUCAUUAACUAUCAGAAUUCACAGAAGAGAGAAACCUUGUGAAUGUAAUAUGUGUGGAAAAGCAUUUUGCCAGAAGUCCCAACUAAUUUUUCAUUAGAGCAUGCUCACAGGGAAAAAAAAAUCUUAUAAAUGCAAAGAAUGUGUAGAAACAUUUUUCCAGAAUUCAAGGCUCAGUAGUCAUAAAAUUCACACAGAAGGAAACAUUUUAAAUUGACUAAAUAUAAAAAGGACAUAUUUUCCAGGAAUACAUGUCAGCAUACAUGACAGAAUUCACACAAAGAAGAAAACCAUGAUAAUGGAAUCUUUGUGAACAAUUACUUUGACAGAAGUCUUCAGCACACAUGAGAGAAAUCACAGGAGAAAAGAUACAUGGAUAUAGAUGAAAAUUUUCUACCAUAGGCCAGCUGUUAUUAUCAGAGAACUUACAGAGGAAAAUCUCUACACAUGCAAUGGAAGUGGAAAAUCCAUUUACUCAACGGCAAUCUUCAGCAAAAAUUACUGAAUUUUGCAAAGAAUGCACUGUAUACAUGUAUUGGAUGUGAAAAAAAAUGUUUUUGCAAAUCAAACUUCAACAGAUUUUAGGGUUUUCACAGGAGGAAGUAACAAGGUAUGAAGACCUGCUAUAUGUUCUUCAAAAUCAUCUUCCUUUGUGUCAUACAACCUGCAUUUUAAGCUUCCCUACUGUGAGUAGGACAGUGGAAAUGAGCUCUGCUUUCACAUGUGAGUGUUAAUAAAUAUUGCCUAUAAUAUUUACUUAAGGUGCCAUUCUCAUUUACAAAGUUACUUGAUGCAGAUGUUGUGUUGUCUGCCUAUGAUUUUUCCCCUACAUUAUUCUGGUACAGAACAGUGUUAUGAUCACAGUCACAUCACCUCACUCAUUUACGAGCCAUAAUGCUC